AUGCAAAACAUUAGUUGUCCAUCCAUUCCACUCCAACAAACCAUUAUUGGACAUGCCAACUCCGAAGACCAAAACCCGUAUAAAUACGCAACCGUUGUUUGCCAUGACGAAAAGGGUCUUGUCUUCUCAAUACAAGAUCCAAUUUAUGGACAUUUUGGAUUUCUUUCUCAUCCACAACAAUCAAAUCCUCUUCAAUCCCAAUUGCAUAUUCAAUUUUCUCAAUUACUCUUUCGUUUACUAUUUACAUGCAAAGCCAUUUCUAGACUUGCCAAAAUCCAUCAAGCAGGUGCUGCCUGGUUGUGGAAUGUUUCGAGUUGGAAUGUCACUCGUCUUCAACAUUCGAUUGGAGUCAUGCUUUUAAUUAGAAAAUUGAAACCACUCGAUUUGGAGCAACAAUUAGCAGGUUUAUUACACGAUAUAUCACACACAGCCUUCAGUCAUGUCAUUGAUUACAUGUUGUUGAAUGACAAAGAUGAUUUUCAUGAAGGAAUCAUUCAUGAAAUUGUCAAUGCUCCAAAUAGUAAAUUUUAUGUCAGUGAAAUCUCUAAAGAUGAUGCAUCAUUCCACAUUGACUCCAUAUUGUUGAAAAUGAUGAAUCCCGAAGAGUCCUUGAUGGACAUUUUGAGAGAAUUCAAAAUGGAACAUGUGAUGGAAAAGUUAAUGGAUACAAAAACGAAUCAUUACACAUUAUUGGAAAUGGAAUUUCCACAAUUGUGUGCAGAUCGAAUUGAUUACACAUUGAGGGAUCAAUUUUGUUAUCACUUUCAUGAAAAUGUGGUAAAGAAUGACGAAGAAUUUUUUAAAAUUAUUGAAGCAUUGAAAGUUGUUUCAUUCACUUGUUCAAAAUUCAAGAUUCUGAAUGAAUGUACUGAUCACCAGCAAACCAUUCCUAUUAUUACUUUCGAUGAUUCUCAUAUUCAACAAGCUGAAUAUUUUAUGGAGCUUUACAAACAAGAAGUGGUGGAUUUCUUUCUUGGUUUGGAUAAUUUAUUUUCAAAUGAUGCAUUGGCACAUUUACUAAGGUUAUGCGUGCAAGAGAAAAUAAUAUCUGUGGAAGAUAUGAAAUGGGGAGAUGACGAGAGGAUUUUGUCUCUUGUUCAACAUGCCGUCACACAAUUUGAUGAAAAUUCACCUCUUGCAUCACAAAAUGUGAUGAACACGAUUAGAGAAUUGUUUAAAAUGUUUGAAAAAAGAAAAGCACACGUGUUGUCAAAGAAGAAAGAUGACAUUUCAAAUUAUGUGCGAGUACUGUCAGAUGAUGCAACAGAUGUUGCUGACUACUCACCCACUCGAAAAAAAAAGAUAUUUGGAUUUCACAAUUUUGAAUAA
Molecule: messenger RNA, 1329 nt
Organism: Naegleria fowleri
Lineage: Eukaryota; Heterolobosea; Eutetramitea; Acrasida; Naegleriidae
Exons: 1
Coding region: 1-1329 (442 amino acids)
Biological process (GO): dGTP catabolic process
Molecular function (GO): dGTPase activity
Source: RefSeq, a predicted model, not a curated record